ACCCAUCAUCAAUCUCCUCGUCCCUAGCUCUCAAGAAUUCAAACAUGAAAAAAAACCCCACUCUCCUCCUCCUCCUCCUCCUCCUCCUCCUGGAAAACUCCCUCCAGUCCUCGUCAUCUCCAUCCUCAACGGAUCUCAAUGCCCUUCUCGCCAUAAAAAACUCCAUCACCUCCGAUCCCCUCGACGCAGUCACCUCCUCGUGGGCUCCCCCCACCUCCUUCUGCAACUGGACCGGCGUCUCCUGCGACGCCCAAAACCAAAGAGUCGUCUCCUUAAACCUCUCUCAACUCUCUCUGCGGGGCAAAAUCUCUCCACUCAUCUCCAACCUCACCCUCCUACAAUCUCUGGACCUCUCAACCAACUCGUUCGCGGGCGUCGUUCCUGACUCCAUUGCUCUCCUUCCGAAUCUCCGACACCUUAAUCUCUCUGUCAACCAACUUACGGGGCCGAUACCCGCUCAGCUCUUCAAUAGCUCUUCUCUGCAGAAAGUCGUUCUCGCAACGAACCAGCUGUAUGGAGAGAUCGAAGAUGAUCUGAAUCUCCCACGCGUCGACUUGCUUUCGAUCUCUUGGAACCAGAUUGGAGGAAGAAUCCCGAAAAGCUUGAGACGAUGUCGGAGGCUUCAAACUCUGUCGUUGUCGUAUAACGAGUUUGUCGGAGGGGUACCUGAUGAAAUCGGCAGUUUGAAGGAUCUUGAAGGCUUGUAUCUUGGGUACAAUAAUCUGACAGGUGUUAUUCCAAAUUCUCUUGGUAAUCUCACGAAGCUGUUGGAACUCACUUUGAAUCAUAUGGGAUUAGUAGGGAGAAUCCCUGACGAAUUUGCGCGAUUCGGUAGGCUGAGACUGUUAAAUCUUGGCGAGAAUGGUUUGACUGGUGGUAUAGAUUCAAUCUAUAACAUGACUUCUUUGGAAAAACUCGGGUUGUCAUUCAACCACCUCUACGGAUCUCUACCCGACGACCUUGGUUUUCGGCUACCAAAUCUCCAAGGAAUUUACCUUAGCGGCAACCGAUUCAGUGGGGAAAUCCCGGCCUCGCUUUCGAAUGCUUCCAUGCUCUCUGUCAUUGAGUUUUCUGAUAACUUUUUUACUGGCUCGGUUCCUGACGCUCUAGGGGACUUGGAAAUCCUUCAGUCGUUGAGUUUACAGGGAAAUAAUUUGAAGGGCGGGCUCAAGUUUUUGGACCCCAUCACAAAGUGCAGGUCACUGGAGAACUUGCUGAUAGGAGAGAAUGAGUUUGGAGGUCGACUGCCAGAAUCCAUUGGGAAUCUCUCGAGGAAUAUUCUUCGCUUCAGAGCCCCAAAUUGCAAGCUCGAAGGAAAAAUUCCUGAUUCUAUUGGUAAUUUGAUUAGCUUGAUAUAUCUAAAUUUGCAUGACAACCAGUUGUCGGGAGAGCUUCCACGUACAAUCUCUGGGCUUAAGAAUCUGCAAAUGACUUAUCUUUACUCCAACCGGCUCCAAGGGCGCAUACCAAUUGAACUAUGCAGUCUUAGAGCUCUCAGUUACAUUUCCAUAUACAACAACGCACUUUCAGGGCCAAUUCCAGAUUGUAUAGGGAAUAUUAGCGGCCUUCAGCGGCUUUAUCUGUCUGAUAAUUCUCUUUCAUCGACAAUCCCUUCGAGUAUUUGGAGCCUCCAACGCUUGAUAGCACUCAACUUGUCGCAGAAUUCGCUAGUGGGCUCUCUGAGCUCAAAUGUGAGUAAUCUGGCAUCUCUCACGGAAUUGGAUCUUGCGAUGAAUCAGCUUACGGGAGCCAUACCAAGCACCAUAGGAGAUUUAGAAAUGCUCAGAUUUCUGAUAUUAUCGCAGAAUUCAUUCUCAGGUCCUAUCCCACAAUCUUUCGGGCGCUUGGGGAAUAUGGAAGGCAUGGAUAUUUCUUCUAAUUUGCUCACCGGAACCAUCCCCAAGUCUUUUUCAAAUCUAUCCUACUUCACAUUCCUGAACGUUUCAUUCAAUAAGCUCGAAGGCCAGGUUCCAAAAGGAGGGGUUUUCUCAAAUAUGACCGCCGAGUCUUUUAUGGGGAAUGAAGCGUUGUGUGGUAAUCUCCAACUAGGCCUGCCAACUUGCAAACUAGAGGCUGUUAUUAUCACCAACGCGAAAUCAAGAACUCAUCUCCUCAAAUAUAUUCUUCCACCGGUAUCUUUAACGAUUGUUUUGGCAGCAAUCUUCUUCUAUUUCUUAUAUAAGAAGCCGAAGAUUGUUCUAUCCACAGAUGGAAACUCUACUGCAAUAGACCACAGAAUGAUUUCGCGUCAUGAACUCAUCCGAGCAACAGAAAACUUCAGCGAAUCUAAUUUGCUCGGUGUUGGUAUUCAUGGAUCUGUGUACAAAGGGAAGCUAGACGACAACAUGAUUGCAGCGAUAAAGGUCCUAAAUUUGCAAACAGAGGGAGCACUAAAAAGUUUCGACGCAGAAUGUGAAGUUAUGAGAAAAGUUCGGCACAGGAAUCUUGUGAAGAUAAUCAGUACCUGUUCUAAUCUGGAUUUCAAGGCAUUGGUUCUUCAGUUCAUGCCCAAUGGAAGUCUUGAGGUAUGGCUGCAUUCUGGAGACUGUUAUCUGAGCCUUGCUCAGAGAGUGAAUAUUAUGCUUGAUGUUGCGUUGGCGUUGGAGUACCUGCAUCAUGAGCAUUCUGAAGUUGUGGUGCAUUGCGAUCUGAAGCCGAGCAAUGUGCUGUUGGAUGAAGAGAUGACUGCGCAUGUAGCUGACUUUGGAAUCGCGAAAUUGCUGGCUGAUGAUAAUAAGUCCAUAAUGCAGUCUAAUGCGCCAGGGACACUUGGAUACAUGGCACCAGAAUAUGGAGCAACUGGAAGAGUGUCUCCGAAGGCUGACGUGUACAGCUACGGGAUCCUGUUGAUCGAGACAUUCUCAGGAAAGAGACCAACAGAUGAAAUGUUUGCAGAUGUCUUGAGUUUACGAAAAUGGGUUUCGGAUGCAUUGCCUCAUUCUGUUUUGCAAGCUGUCGAUAGUAAUCUUUUGGAGAGAGAAGUCUUGUGUGUUCAGGAGGAGAAAUACACGAACAUCAAGAGUCGAUGCCUGUCAUCUAUUAUAGAUCUCGGUCUACAGUGUUCAAGAGAAUCACCAAGGGAGAGGAUGAGCAUGAAAUAUGUCACUUCCAGAUUAAGGAAGAUAAAAAGUGAACUGAAUGUAUGAAGUUGAAUUGCUCA
This is a messenger RNA of Asparagus officinalis (garden asparagus), 3160 nucleotides long. Its product is annotated as probable LRR receptor-like serine/threonine-protein kinase At3g47570. The transcript is spliced from 2 exons. Lineage: Eukaryota; Viridiplantae; Streptophyta; Magnoliopsida; Asparagales; Asparagaceae. The record is from RefSeq and is a predicted model, not a curated record. Gene Ontology annotation, molecular function: ATP binding; protein kinase activity; protein binding. Gene Ontology annotation, biological process: protein phosphorylation. Bases 45 to 3146 code for a protein of 1033 amino acids.